Molecule: messenger RNA, 2687 nt
Organism: Dromiciops gliroides (monito del monte)
Lineage: Eukaryota; Metazoa; Chordata; Mammalia; Microbiotheria; Microbiotheriidae
Gene: C2H19orf12
Product: chromosome 2 C19orf12 homolog
Exons: 3
Coding region: 277-702 (141 amino acids)
Source: RefSeq, a predicted model, not a curated record
UCAGUGGGGAAACCUGCGGCUCCACGGCUCCCUCGGGACCGGAGGCUGCCCCGCCCGGCCCAGCCCCGGCCCGCCCCGGCUCCGGCUCUGGCCCCGCAAGGGGAGCGAGGACGCGGCGGCGGCGGCGGCGGGGGCGAGCCGGGCCUGGAGAGAGGAAGGAGGCCGGCUGCUCCGCUCCCCAUCCCCUCACGACUUCUGGGGUUCUGCCGCGACAGGCCCAGUCUGUGACUGCGGCAGGCAGCUGCCUGGCCGGCAGGGAGCCCUGUGCCAGUCAUAAUGCCAGUCAUGGUAGAAGACAUUAUGAAACUGCUCUGCACCAUUUCAGCGGAGAGGAAAAUGAAAGCUGCCUUCAAGCAUUCAGGGAAGGGGGCACUGAUGGCAGGGGCCGUGGCUUUUGUUGGGGGUUUGGUGGGCGGCCCCCCAGGAGUAGCUGUUGGGGCAACAGUUGGUGGCCUACUUGGAGCUUGGAUGACUAGUGGACAAUUUAAACCAAUUCCUCAGAUCAUAAUGGAACUGCCUCCUAUUGAGCAACAGAAGCUUUUUGACGAAGCCUUUGCCAUUAUCAGAAACUUGGACUGGACGGAUGCUGUGCAGCUGACUGCACUGGUAAUGGGGAAUGACGCCCUUCGGCAGAAGUUGGCAUCAGUGAUAGUAAAUUAUGUCACCCAGACGCUUCAAGCAGAAGUACAGUAUGGAGACUAGCCCUCUCCAGUGAGUAGUUUUUACUAUGUAAUGCAGAGAUUUUCAUUUGGGUGAUUUUGAUGACUUUAGUGUAGAAAAGUAGCCAGUAAUUGCUGCCACUAAUGUUUGAGGUACCGGAACACCCUCACUCUGGGUGAGUUUCUCCAGAAACCCUUGAUCCUUGAGCUAUCCCCAAAUUGGGUCAAACUACCUAAUUUAUAUUAAGUUACUGUGAGGAAGUAUUAUAGCAUGUUCCCAAAAUGAUGUAUAAAACAACUGUGGUUGUGGGUCCUAUUCAAAGUGAGGCCCAUUGACAUGCUUUUGACUGUGAAGUUGUCAAAAACAAAAUUGACAGGAAGUUUGCUUAUUGCAAACAUUAAUUGUACUUUUUUCAAUUCAUUUCAUCUCUCCCAAAGCUGUUUUAAAAGAUGAUCGUGCUUUUUUGUCUUUUGGACCACUUUUCUGUUUUCUUCCUUGCAAUCACUUUUUUGGUAGCACGUGGGUACUGGUUUUCUGUUGGUGCCCCUUCUGUCUUCAUGGUUUUUUAACAGAAAGCAGUUGUGAAAAUGUGUUUCACUUCUUCCUUCUCCCUGUCAUUGUAUACCUCCCAGACUUAAGACUGAAUCACCGUGAAAUUCUCAGCAAGGGGGAAGAAGUAAUCUGCUGAUUUCAGCGCAGUCCCACAGUACUGAAGAAAGAAAUAUAAUAGAGGCCGUUCAGUGUUUGUGUCGAAGUCCCUUGACCUCUUAGUGCCUCACUUUCCAACAUCUAUAAAACGAGGGCAAUUAUUAUUUUGUUUAAUUUUAAGUGAUUAUUUUCAGAGCAAACUCUUGUUAGUUCUUCUUUCCCGGGAUCAUGAGCCACCUCUCACAAAUGGUUCUUUUGACUUGCUAAUUGAUGUGUUGAGCUUCAGCAAUGCUCCACUUAAAACAUUUAGUAAAGGGGCAGUUCUUUUAGCAAGGGAAAAUGCAGAUUAGUCUUUUCUGAAUAAACCCUUUUUCUUAUUUAUUUCGUGAUGACCAUUUUGUAAUGCUUUCCAGAACAGUUUACCAGAUGAACUAGAUGCCACCAGAACCUGGAAUUAAGAAUUGUUCUGUAGCAUAUAAAUCAUCCUUCUAUAUUGAAAACACACACAACAAAACUUCCCUUGAAUUGGUGUGAACUUAGACACAAAUUUUUCCGGAAAGUUUAGCCUUCCCCAUCUGGGCUGCUGCUAGGAUGUACGUGUAGUUCUCUCAGCAGCACCACCCUUAGCCCCCCAACUUCUAGCAAUUGAUGAGAGGCAACUGAAAUUCUUUCAGAAAUUCCCAGGUCCUUUGGGCAAGAACAGAAAAUCCCGGUGAUAACUGUGUUUAAAUAGCAACAUGCUGGGGAAGACACCCGUAGUCCAGGUUUAUCUCUGCUAAGAACUGCUGAUUAAUAAGAUGGUCAAUUUGUGGGUGAGUAUAGCUGCUUGGAGCCUCUGUUUUUCAGUUUCUGGUUUGUUUUUUUGUUUUUUAAUAAAGGUUCAGGCAGACCCAAAGUCCAGGUUAAUUUAUAUCCAUGGCAAGAAAAAAGUCAGAUCUGGAAAAUACUAAAAAUGAAACUACAUUGUAUUUCUGUGUUUCUCAGUGAAACCUUUCUUCAAAAUGAGCUUUAUCUUCCACACAUUAGGAUACCAUAUCACAGGCUAUGUUCUUGCACUUUGUAUUCUAUUUUUUCUCACAUAUGUGCCACUGACAUGACAUAGCCAUGAUGACAUUUAAAUGUGUUUUUUAUAAUCAUGUUGGACAUUGCCUCAUUUUUUCCUGUUCACUUUCAAACUCCCAAGUGCAAUCAGUAAAGAUUUGUAUUACCUAAAGUCAGAAUUUGAGCUGUAUAAUGUUUGGUGCUGGGUUGGUUUUUUUUUCCCCCUGAUUUGUAACAAACUCGUUACAAAGUUGCUUUUUUUUCCUAUGUAAAGGGAACACUUGCCAUCUUGGCUUGAUUUUGAAGAAACAAUAAAGAUCUUUUAGUGUGCAUUUGAA